AUGGAAUUUACUGGUAUCCAGAAACAUUUUACUAUCAACCUCAUAAAAAAUUGCUAAAUGGAAGCUGAUGAAUUAAAGAUCGUUUAAGAAGUGCUUGUGAACAAAAUAUUAGAUUAUGUAGUGCAAACAGUGGGAGUUUAAGAUUCUGUUUAAUUAAUCUAGAAUAAAUACUCCAAUAACUAGGAUAUAUGUUAAGGUUCUUUCUCGUCUUCUUUGAAUGUUGACAAAUAUGUUCAAAAUUCAAAUGAGUAGCAAGACUUAAUUUCCUAUAUAAUACAAUAUUAGUCUCUUAUCAAGGAACAAUCUGAUAUUGCUUUGAUAUCUUUAAAGCUUUUCGAAGAUAUGUUACGCAGUUUAGACCCUGAAUUAAAUACUCCUAAUCAAUUAUAAAAGUUCAGUGAUUCCUUAAGUUAACUAAAAUUAGUAGAAAGAAAGAUAAUGAAACUAAAUUGCAAGUUUGAAUAUGUAUACAAGCUUAUUAAGAACAAGGAAAUCAAGUAAGAUGUAAUGAAAAUGUCGGAAUUCAAAUCUUAUAUCAUUUCAAUAAGCUAAAAACUAACUUACGUGUUUCACUAAUUGACAAUUUUUUCUAUAGACCAUGAAUACUUGAAAAUCUUCCAAGAUCUAGGUUUUAGCCAAAAGUAUUACAAACAGAGAUCACUUACAAGCCUCUCAGUUUAAGAAUUGCUCGAGGAACUUGGGGAGCUGCUAAAUCUAGUAUGUACAACCACUGAGAGCAUAGUUAUCUAGUUGUUUGACAGAUAAAAUUAUUCCAACCUAGAUAUGGUACAAAGUUUAUUAUUUGACAUUAGAUCUCAAAAUAGCCUUAUAUUUCCUCGUAUUUCAGAGGAAUAAAAUGUAAUAUGUGAAGCAUCUGACAAGCAAGAAAACAAACAUUAUAGCGUAGAAAGAAGUGUAGUUACAAUUAAUAGUGAUGCUUAGAUAAGUGAACUGGAUAAAAAUUACUAAAUAGGAACGUUUAGGUGUAUUAAUUAAGAUGCCUAAGACUAAUGCAUCAUUGUUUCGCAAGACUUCAAAAUAUACAUAGGUAAUAACUACAAUCAACUAGAAAUAUACGACAAAGAUUUUAUCCCUAUCAUGAAUUUGAACCUUGAAGAUAAUGCUACUUGUGGAUUUGCACAUGAUAAUUAUAUUCUUUUCGGAUUGGAAAAUUCUAAGUUAAUAGUGGUUGAUAAUUAGAACCACAGAAUUAUGAAGACUGUUCACUCAAUUGAAUCUGUCUCGAAAAUAUUAUUUAUGGAGGAAAACAUUCUGAUAUUUUUAGGAGCUUUUGGAAGUAUUCAGUUAUUUGACAUUUCAAAUCUUUGCAUAUUCUCAUUCUAUAGACAUUCAAUUCAUAGUAAUAUAAAUUGUGCUCAUUAUUAAGAUGGAGAGUUAAUACUAGCCCUUCAAGAUUGUGGGCUGAGGACAGUGAGUAUUUUUAGAAGAUAGAAAAAUAUUUAAUUCGAAGAAAACUCCUAUAAAACAUACUUAGAUGAGUCUAAUAUUAAAACUUUUGCUGUUAUUGCGAAGGAACUUAUACUUAUCAACUUAGAAAAUAAUGACUAUAUUCAAGUUUUAGAUAAACAAGUUGGAAAGAUAAUAAAAUCUUUUGUCAAUCCAUCUGGCAACAACAUGAUAUUGAGCAUUUAACUCAUUCAUUAAUAUGAUGUCAGAAAGAGACAUUUUGCUUUUAUAAAAGACUCACAUGGAGUCAGCAUUUUAAACACAUAAACACUUGAAAUUCAUCGAUUAAGUGAUAUCAAUCUUAAUAUUGACGAGAGAUUCAGUAGUAUGUGCUAGUACGAAGGACAAAAUAGACUUAUUAUAUUCAAUUUGGGUUACAAGGAUAAUGAAAGAGUUAUACAGGCACUCAUUUUUUCAUUAGGCUUGACUUAAUAAAGCUAAAUUAUGUGA
Messenger RNA from Stylonychia lemnae, 1917 nucleotides. Lineage: Eukaryota; Ciliophora; Spirotrichea; Sporadotrichida; Oxytrichidae. The record is from the annotation of a GenBank genome assembly.